Messenger RNA from Eurytemora carolleeae, 4116 nucleotides. RefSeq lists its product as uncharacterized. Gene Ontology annotation, biological process: regulation of synaptic transmission, glutamatergic; G protein-coupled glutamate receptor signaling pathway. Gene Ontology annotation, molecular function: group II metabotropic glutamate receptor activity. Lineage: Eukaryota; Metazoa; Arthropoda; Copepoda; Calanoida; Temoridae. The record is from RefSeq and is a predicted model, not a curated record. Gene Ontology annotation, cellular component: membrane. The transcript has 7 exons. The coding region runs from base 419 to 3202 and encodes 927 amino acids.
GCGUUGGAAAUCCACCAGUUGUCGAUGAACAGUUGUAGUGCGCAGAGUGAAAUCUGAAAUAUGUGAACCAGACGCACUCGCGCUCUUAUCUCAAACCAGUGCACACUAGAGUUCAGAUCUGUAGAGGAAACUCUUCCUGUCCGGUGUUCCUCCAUAUUUUCCUACUGUAUAUGCGGAAGAAACUUUGAAGGAAGUAUGUUGUGAAAAAUAAACCUCCCUGUCCCCCCUGGGCUGUUUAUUAAUUGUACUGGAAAUAGAUUUGUGCACGGUUAUUGAGUUAUUGACAUCUAUUGUUUGCAUUCUCCGGAAGUUCUAAUCCAAACGCCAUCGGCGCGUUCAUGCAAAUAGUGACUCCAACGCCGGCAGUGACCACGACGCUUUUUUCACGGAAAACGCGCGAAAUGCGUCCUGAAUAAAAAUGAUGGACGGGAGAGAAAAAGUAAAUCAUGAAAAUGUUACUGAGAGGACUCACGAGAUCGAGUUCCGACCUUGCACUUGUAAUUCUCAUCCUAUGAUCAGCAGAUGGAGUGAUACAAUUAAAUCUCAGGUGGGAAGUUGCAAUAAAUCCCAGGUGGGAAGUUGCAAUAAAUCCACAGCAUCAGGCAUCACACACAAAGUGUCACCUUGUAAUAAACACUAUGUGCAAAUUCUGCCCCAAACAUUCCCACAAAAUAAAGUUAGAUUAGUGACACUGAAAUCAAAAUUGUGCAAUACUCCAUUUUCUUCUUGUCAUUUCGUACUCUUGGUGUACCUGAUUAUUCUUUUAUCCCUGCCAGCUCAGGGACAGGAUUAUGAAACCUGGGAGCAAGGAGUCCCAAGGGGACUUAGAAGACAAGGGUUCCAUCCAGGAGGAAUUAGGAUGGAUAACUCCGGGUUCAGUUUAGAACGAGGACCAUUAACUCUCAUCAACGGUCGGCUAAGACCAGUGUCGGAGGAGAAAAAAAGAUUGGAGGAGGGAUCGGUUAAAAUUCCUCCGCCAUCAGAGGAACCAUCUUAUUUUCCGGAGACGACAUACCCUGGAAAUCCGCGACCAAUCCUGCUUAAACCUGAGCCGGAGAUUUAUCUGACAAAACUCCCUCCACCCCUGCCAGCCAGCCAGGAUUUUAAUCCGAAUAUUCAAGAUUUUAAAGAAUUUGCACCUUCGGACAACCGACGGAUGGAUCAGGGGGUGGAAGCAUUGGUGCCUAAAAGAUCGUCCUCUGGUGACUGGUCCACAAGAGUCGAUGCUUCAACGGCACAGAAAGAGAUUGUUCUUGACACAAAGUACUUCAGUCUCAGCUAUCCCGAGGUGAAUUCAGUGACCAGUCCUGACCCCGGAUUGGAAUAUGUGACCGGAAAGCCUGGCCUGGUCCUAAGAAAGGUAAAAGGAAGAAUUAAAACCUCAACUCUUGAAACCCCAACCAGUCCUGGGACUAAGACCAAGGAUCUAUGUGAGAAGAGUAUCCUUGAAUGUGAGAAUGGAUCUCAUCUCAACGGUUCAGUAAUCCCAGAGAUUUCGAGUGUCUCAACUCUAAACUCAUAUGAAGAACUUCUUCGACACUUCCGCACUGAGGUUUGGGCCAUUCCUGUCAUUGUUGCCGCCGCCACCGUCAUCCUUAUUCUCGUCAUCUUCGAGAUCUUCCUCCUGGCAAAGGCAGUGAACAAGAACCCCAGCAGAAGACACUUGUUCCUAGGACAGAUGCUGUUGCUUGGACUAUUCUCCUUGGCGGGGAUGUCUGUCGUCUUCACUCUUAAACCAACAACUAUAACAUGUGCUGUUAUCAGGUUUGGAACAGGGUUCUCCUACUGUAUCGUAUACUCUACCCUGCUGGUAAAGCUGGUGUUCCUUGUCUCCUUGAACUCUGGUGUAUACCUGCCUGCCACCUACCAAUCCCUUCUCCUCUGCUUCGCGAUCCUCAUACAGCUCGUUAUUGGGAUCCAGUGGUUAGUCUCCGCUCCGCCCUCUAUUCUAGAUCUGGAGGUAGGGGAGGGAGUGAUUCAUCAGGCCUGCUCCACCCUCUUCCAUCAGCAGCUUCUUGGCCUGCUCUAUGUCGUCUUCCUAAUUGUCGUUGUUGUUCUCCUGGCGUUCAAGUCUAGGAGUGUCAGAGAGAAUUACAGGACGGUAGUUUGGAUAGUUGCAGGGCUUAUAGUACCUACACAGUAUCAGGAUGUGUGCGCUGCCUGUGGGAUGAUCGCAUGCGCCUCCAUCACGUUUGUCAUCAUGUACAUGCCCAAGGGGCGCCAACUCUCAGCUAUGGGGAAGGAGGGGCUGUACGCAGAGGAUCGUACGGAUGUGUACACCGGAAGUGGGACAGGUUCAACCGGAAGUUCUGGUACACCAAGUCCCUCAUUCUUUCCUGUAAAACCUGGAAAGUUGGCAGGACUGGAUGAAAGGAUUGAAAGAAAGGAGAGGAUGGAAAGGAUAGAAAGGAUGGAAAGAGAAGAGUCGAAAGAAAGGCAAAGGUUGGAUACACCUACCUCCUCCCAUAGACAUCUUCAAAUUUUCGGAAUACCUUCAGCUCGAGCAAGUCGGAGAAGCAAACAUACUCACCACGAUGAUCAGCUCUCUGACGAUGAUCAGUUCGUCGUCGAUGAUCAAUUCCACCGAGAAGAACCUUUUGGCAGAGAUGAUCGUCAUAGAAGAAAUGAGCAUGAUCGUCAUGAAAGAGAUGAUCGUCAAAGAAGAGACGCUAAUCCUGAUUUCUUUGAAAGAAAUAGAUUUCUAAGAGAUGAUCGAUUGCUGCGCGAGGAAAGGCAUUCAAACAAUGUACGCAUGCGCAGUAGUUCUCCACGAGACCGUCCUUCGCAUCUCUACGGACAUCCGCUUUUUCGUGCAUCCCAUGGUGACCUGGCGCGCCCAAACCAUCGGCAGGCUCCCAGAUUUUCAAGUCAGAGAGAUCUUUCACGAGCUGAUCCAAGCCGGCUUAGUCAGAUCACUCGGUCAGAUCCAGUCAGAUCUUCGCGACGGAGAAUGAACGAAGGCGGAAGGAGUCGAGAAAUUCUAGCGACCAUAUCUCCGAGACGAUUACCGUCCUGCAACCGAUGCCUACCACCAGAGUACAUGUCCGGCCAACAUCAAGGAUUGUACAAGGACGGUAUGUACAGCUCGCUAGAAGCCCUUAAUAGUUCUCGUUUCCCAUUUCAGUCUCAACCUUCGAGAAGCAAUCCUAACGUUAUGUUUAGAAGACAAGCUAAAGAUAUUCAUCCAGGAAUCAUUUAUUAAAAUGUUUUGUACUCUAAACUUGAAAAAUAUUUUGUACUUAAAACAUGAAAAACAUUUUGUGCUCUAAACUUGAAAAUAUUUUGUACUUAGACAUGAAAAACAUUUUGUACUCUAAACUUGAAAACAUUUGUACUCAAAACUUGAAAACAUUUGUACUGUUAAACAUGAAAACAUUUUUACUCAGCUGAAAAAUAUUACGUACUCUUAACUAAAAACUGUCACUAAAAUAUUAACUCUUAAUUUGUACGACACCCAGCCUCUCGAAUUAUUAAGUAUAGAGGUUGUCGUCUUUCUUCUGUUUCGAAUUAGGGCAGCUCAGAUCAGUGGUUGACCAGGCCCGGCCAAUCUAUAAUUCUAUACAAUUAAAUUACAGUGAUAACCAAAAAUGUCUUUUAGAAUCAAGUUAUCAACUUUAAAAAGUCCAAUGAGCAUGAGACACAGCAUAUGUGCAGUGUAAACAGACCCAUUUCACUAAAUUAGUGAUAUAAAUAAUAUCCUGGUAAAACAUUGCUAGAAUGUCGUCUUCCUAUUUCAUUUUUUCCUGGUUAUCGCUGAUGUUCCUGAGCUGUCCUUUUUGUGGCACAACAAAAGGGAAUAAAAUGAAAAAAAAGUUCCUUAGUUCUCACCUGAUUGAUUCAACUCAAAUAUUUGUCUCUUUUUAAAUAAAAUAUAAUGAUUUGAUUCCUUUUUCAUUGCCAUACAUCUAUAAAAUACAGGUCAUGUGCAGUUAGUAGCUUAGACUUGACUUUGCGGUAAGAAAAAUACGCAAUUUAUCUCAAUAUUUGGCGCCAUAAAUGUGUAAUUUUUGUAAAUAUUUGAAUACAUAUUAUAAUUUGUCUGUAAUGUUGUAAAAUAACGUAUUCCAUUAUCUAACAACUUGUAUAUAAUGUAACUAAAAAUAAAUCUUAACUUUA